AUGUCUGCAGAAGCUCAGAGGGUAUUGGUGAUUGAAGACGCUUCACCAGGAAACAGCCCGAACGCUAUCAAAUACGUCUUACAUGGCUCUAGGAUUUUUCCUGGAGACAAGCUGAAGCUCCUGGGAGUUCUCCGCGACUUUAGACACCCACGAUCAAGAUGGGUUCAAGUUCCUGGCCCGGACUACGCCAGGAUAUUGUCAGGGAACAAGUUGCAUGGAAGCGAGAAGAGUAAAUUUUCAGUUGAAGUGAAACAUCCAAUUGAGCAAGUAGAUGGAAAGAUAUAUUGUAGACGUGUGUCAACAGAACUGUGUCUACGUUAUAAGUACGUGCAUCCUUCUAGCAUGAGGAGACUGCCCGGUUUAGCUGCUAAUAUUCAAGCUCAGUUCCAGAAUUUGCGCAAGUCCACAACUAUUGCUCUGGAUAUAGAUGUACAAGGAGGAGCUUCUCCAAAAGAAGAAAUCCUAAAAGCUGCUGAGACUUUUAGGGCAACAUGGAUAAUACUCGACAGGAAAAUGGAAAAAGACAAGGAUUAUCUCAUGGAAAGACUCUCAUGUGGAAUUUCAAUAGUAAAACGCGAUCAUACCAUUCAAGAGCUGAGACAGCCAAGUGCGUGGAAUCUGCAGAUGCAACAUAGACGCAACUCUAGCAACUCAACAGGAAGUGAUGAACCAGAUCCAAUGAGCAGGCACUACAUUUGUUCCGUUUGCCACAACAGACGUCCAAGUAUGGGAUGGAAGAGAGACUUCGCUUUUGCAGAGAUUAUGGCUGCUAUUAAGGGUAUUUCUCAGAAAAUCGCUUUGGACUCUGGAGUAGCCUGCAGGGGCGAGCUUAAUGGACUGAAAAUUACUGUUAAGCAGCACAACAACGCAUGCUUCCAAUCCAAAGUUCCCAAGCUCAGUGAAGUGAGACAUGAAAAUCUGGCCAUGCUGCUAGGUUCAUGUUCAGAAGGAAAUCACAGGCUGCUUGUUUCUGAAUAUGUCUGCAAUGGUUCGCUGGACAAUCAUCUGUCCAGAAAUCCGGGUAGACUUCUGAGGUUGGAUCAAAGGAUGAAAAUCGCCUUAGGAGCUGCUAGAGGCUUGGAAUAUCUCCAUGUAAACAACAUCAUCCACCGAAAUUUGAGGCCUGACAACAUCCUCUUAACUCAUGAUUACGAACCGCUGCUAGGAGAUUUUGGCCUUGAAAUGACUCUGUAUGAAGACUCUGAUAUCUCUUCUGAGACAAAGAUCGGAACUUUGCCAUACUUGGCUCCAGAAUACGAAGAUUCCGGCGAAGUGGGUCAAAAGAGCGACUGCUAUUCCUUUGGGGUCAUACUUCUACAUCUGAUCACAGGACUAGGAAGUACAGACCCGUUACUUGAAGACCAAACUAUUGUAGAAUGGGUAACCGCCUCAACGCUUCUUAUACAGUCUCUGCCUGCAAAACCAUUGUUAAAAGAAAAGAACUACAGCAAAUUGAUCGAACACAGCAUGGUUGACUCUUAUGAUUUCGACCAACUCUCUGGGCUGAUUCAAGUGGCAGAAAAAUGCCUGAGCAAGAAUCCUUGCAGGAGGAUGUCCAUGGACCAGUCAAAAGAGUCAGUGGUACUAAUCAACGGAAGUGAAUUACAGGUGGUUAAAGCGUUGAAUCGAAUAGUAGACGGCAACACCGGGCCUGUUAUGAGGAGCUUCUCGCCGGCACAAUCAGAUUCUCGAAGUGGCAUUCAGGACUUCUCCUCCUCCUCCUCCUCCUCCUCCUCCUCCUCCGGCCCUAGCUGUGAGAGGCGCGUGCUUGUGCUUGUUACUCUGUCAGAAGGAACUGAUCUGCGCACUGAUGGCGCCACUGGCAGCUUAUCAGGUUAUGAUCUGGUGGGAGGAGGGAGGGAGCUUGAAAAUAUGCUGACCGAUGGACACGUGUCGACCCCCUAA
This is a messenger RNA of Rhodamnia argentea, 1905 nucleotides long. Its product is annotated as probable serine/threonine-protein kinase PBL5. Gene Ontology annotation, molecular function: ATP binding; protein kinase activity. The coding region runs from base 1 to 1905 and encodes 634 amino acids. Gene Ontology annotation, cellular component: plasma membrane. The record is from RefSeq and is a predicted model, not a curated record. NCBI's taxonomy places the organism in Eukaryota, Viridiplantae, Streptophyta, Magnoliopsida, Myrtales, Myrtaceae. Gene Ontology annotation, biological process: protein phosphorylation. The transcript is spliced from 11 exons.